Messenger RNA from Cuscuta europaea, 1379 nucleotides. The record is from the annotation of a GenBank genome assembly. Lineage: Eukaryota; Viridiplantae; Streptophyta; Magnoliopsida; Solanales; Convolvulaceae.
CUUCAAACCAUUGUGUUUUCUUUCAGAGUUGAUGACAUGUUAAUUGUUGGCAAGAAUGCAGAAAGAAUUACUCAACUGAAGAUACAAUUGAGCAAACCUUUUGCUAUGAAAGACUUGGGGCCAUCAAAACAAAUUCUUGGCAUUCGGAUCACUCGAGAUAGAGCUUUGAAGAAGCUACACAUGUCACAGGAGCAAUACAUCGAGAAGGUGCUUCGCAAAUUUAACAUUGAUAAAGCUAAAGAGGUUAGUUCUCCUCUUACUACCAACUUCAGGUUGACAGAUAAAGAUUAUCCAUCUUCUGAGAAGAAGAUUGAAGAGAUGGAUAGAGUCCUUUAUGCCUCAGCCGUAGGGAGCUUCAUGUAUGCUAUGGUGUGCACACGGCCUGAUAUUGCUCAUGCAGUAGGUGUUGUUAAUCAUUUUCUGUCAAACCCAGGUAAGAAGCAUUGGGAAGCAGUGAAGUGGAUUCUCAGAUAUCUACGUGGAACUUCCAAAUUGGGGGGAGAUGUGUCAUGGCAAUCGAGACUGCAAAAGUGUGUGGUUUUAUCCACCACCGAGGCUGAGUAUGUGGCUGCAACAGAAGCGUGCAAGGAGCUAUUAUGGCUCAAAAGAUUUAUGCAAGAGAUUGGAUUUAUGCAACAGCGCUACGUGGUUCUUUGUGAUAAUCAAAGUACUAUUCACCUUGCUAAAAAUUCUGUUUCACAAACGAACCAAACAUAUUGAUGUGAGGUAUCAUUGGAUUAGAGAUGCAUUUGAAGACAAACUGUUUGAACUUGAUAAAGUUCAUACCGAUGAUAAUGGUGCCGAUGUUGACACAGGUCUAGCAAUGGAAAAGUUGAAGAUAUGUUGCUCCAUCACCGGUAUGGCGAACUCUUCCUCAUAAGUCAAAAGGGGGGAGAUUUGUUGGGUUUUUUCUUAAUUUUUUUGACCCAUGAGGAAAUCCCAACUCUUGAGCCCAUUAAAAGUCUUCUUUAGACUUUCUAUUUUGGGAGCUAAUAAUAAAAACGGAUCUGCCAUCUAUCAAAAAUAUAAUGACAGAAUGAGAACAACAGAUUGAGAGAACAAGUCACAAAAACAUGAGCUGAACUGCUCAUCCCGUUUUUCCAGUACACAGCAGCAGAGAAGUUCCUUUUCCCAAAGAUUGAACUAUUGGAUCGUCGUAAUUUUUGGACAGCAGCUACACAGCAUCUGAGCCAACAUUCUGGACGGUGGAGAUCGGGUUUUGAGGUCCGGAGGUCGGGUUCCGUUGGUCUGGACAGUAGCUAUUUUUCUGGUGAUAUUUUUCUUAUCUUGGCUCUACUUUGAUUCCAUACACCUUGAUGUGCUUAGUUCCAAGGAUAUGAUGAUUUUGUAUGCCUCUAGUAUUAUCUAGAGAAGACUUU